Messenger RNA from Zea mays, 1060 nucleotides. RefSeq lists its product as uncharacterized. The record is from RefSeq and is marked predicted. Lineage: Eukaryota; Viridiplantae; Streptophyta; Magnoliopsida; Poales; Poaceae. The transcript is spliced from 3 exons. The coding region runs from base 51 to 725 and encodes 224 amino acids.
GCCCACCGUCAGCACGCUUACACUCGCUCGUUUCCCAACGCGCACCCAACAUGGCCGCUCCGACCGCCGCCGUCGACACUGCCGCCCCGCCUCCUCCUCCCUCGGCAGAGGCCGCGGCUGCACCUGUACUGGAUCAAAAGGUCUCUCCUGCUGCUGCCCCUCAGCCCGAUGCGCCCGCGCCCGCGCCCGCGCCGAAGAAGCGGAAGCUCGAGGAAGCGGGGUUCCACACCUCCGAAUACUACAAGAUCCGUGCCGUCGUCGCCGAUCUGCGUGUUCGCUUCGUCCAGGUUCACGAAGCUACUGAUUUCCGCAACACGGAUGCUGCACGUGAGAUUAUGAGAGAAAUAAAUGUGGUAAUGGAUCUAUCCAAGAAAAUGAGGCUCAAGCUUGGUGCUACUUCUGAACCUGUGAAACCAUUGGAGAAGCCUUCAGUUGGACUUGUGAAGGAUGAGCUUGUGAAACCAUCAGAGAAGCCUUCAUCUGGACCUGUGACGGGGGAACCUGUAAAGCCACCGGAGAAGCCUUCAGCUGGACCUGUGAAGGACGAGCCUAUGAAACCAUCGGAGAAGCCUUCUGCUGAACCUGUGAAGAACGAACCCAGUGAGCCAGCUCUAGCUGGAGAAAACAAUCGAGCUCCCAGGGUAAGCCAGACUACAAGUUCUCCAAAUAAUGCAGGUAUUGAUGCACCAGUAGUCAAGCAUGAUAACUCAGAGGCACGGAAGUGAAGACGAUAGAGGAAGCCCAAAGUACCGAUCCAUCGAGAUAGCAUAUCACGCAAAUCUGCUGGACAAAAAUGCAGAGUGACCGGUUGAUUCCAUAGGGGCUCAGAUUUUUCUUGCCCCUAUCGGGGGUAAAAUUAUUCGCUUUGGGCUAAUGGACGAAGAGUCGUGGACACAUCGAGAUCCAAACUAGAUUGUCUUCAGUUGUUCAUAUCCAUUCAUUCAGUACUAUGUUGCUAAUUUCCCAUGAACAAUUUUAUCUUCAAAUAGCUACUCUCUAACUGCAUCAUUCUAUACAUCACAUUGGCCUGCAGCCUGCUGUAUGAAGUUAAUUGCCAGUC